AAAAUAAAAUAAAUGGAGAAAUUUUAGUAGUAAGAAGGAGAAGGAAGGUCGUCGAGCAAUAACGUGGAAAGCAAAGUGUGACCUAACACACAAUCUCUACUUGAUUAUGACGGCGCCGCCGCCGCCUCCAUCCACGGGGAGAGAGCUCUCGAGCCCUCCCACGGACGGCAUUUCCAACCUCCGUUUCUCCAACCAUAGUGACCACCUCCUCGUUUCCUCCUGGGACAAGAGUGUUCGACUGUACGACGCGAGCGCCAAUGCGCUUAGGGGAGAGUUUAUGCACGGAGGUCCGGUGCUGGAUUGUUGCUUUCAUGAUGAUUCUUCAGGCUUUAGUGCUUGUGCUGACCACACUGUCAGAAGGCUAGUGUUCAACUACAAUAGGGAAGAUGUUUUGGGGAGACAUGAUGCACCUGUUCGUUGUGUUGAAUACUCAUAUGGAACGGGUCAAGUCAUUACUGGUAGUUGGGACAAAACCUUAAAGUGUUGGGACCCCAGAGGUGCAAGUGGUCAGGAACGCUCUCUUGUUGGAACAUAUUCUCAACCUGAGCGUGUGUAUUCUUUGUCUCUUGUUGGCAAUCGUUUGGUCGUUGCUACUGCUGGAAGACAUGUAAAUGUGUAUGAUCUUCGGAACAUGUCUCAACCUGAACAACGGAGGGAAUCUUCUCUGAAAUACCAAACAAGAUGUGUUCGAUGUUAUCCUAAUGGGACAGGUUAUGCUCUUAGUUCUGUUGAAGGACGUGUCGCAAUGGAGUUUUUUGAUCUCUCCGAGGCUGGUCAAUCGAAAAAGUAUGCAUUUAAAUGUCAUCGAAAAUCAGAAGCAGGAAGAGAUAUUGUGUACCCGGUGAAUGCCAUUGCAUUUCACCCUAUAUAUGGUACUUUUGCCACUGGAGGUUGUGAUGGUUAUGUUAACGUAUGGGAUGGAAACAACAAGAAGAGGUUGUAUCAGUAUACCAAGUACCCAACAAGCAUAGCAGCUUUGUCGUUUAGCAGAGAUGGUAGAUUAUUGGCAGUCGCAUCAAGUUAUACAUAUGAAGAGGGAGAUAAAGACCAUGAGCCAGAUGCCAUAUUUGUGCGUAGUGUAAAUGAAGUAGAAGUCAAGCCAAAGCCAAAAGCGCUGCCCAAUCCUGCUACAUGAACAUUGCAAAUUUCCAGAUCGUUUUGUAAUAUUUCUGAACUAUAGAUUGGUUGUUAUCAAAAUCAUUUUUCUCGUUGAUUGCUCUGAUUCUUGAUGGGGGAUGGACUUGAGACUUUGUAAUAUGCUUAGAAGUUAGAAAUAGAAUAUUAUUACAAUUUACACAUAAUGAUAGGUGAAAUAGACAGUAACCGUUGCCGA
Molecule: messenger RNA, 1333 nt
Organism: Sesamum indicum (sesame)
Lineage: Eukaryota; Viridiplantae; Streptophyta; Magnoliopsida; Lamiales; Pedaliaceae
Product: mitotic checkpoint protein BUB3.1
Molecular function (GO): protein binding
Source: RefSeq, a predicted model, not a curated record